Messenger RNA from Diprion similis, 2353 nucleotides. RefSeq lists its product as uncharacterized. The coding region runs from base 86 to 1816 and encodes 576 amino acids. Lineage: Eukaryota; Metazoa; Arthropoda; Insecta; Hymenoptera; Diprionidae. The record is from RefSeq and is a predicted model, not a curated record. The transcript is spliced from 6 exons.
UCUUCGACUCGUGACAUGUGAUAGUAAUCUUUAAUUGCAACAAGUAUCAAAAUUCAAGGGGAAGAGUAAUUCAGAGACUCUAACAAUGCCCCAAGGAGGAGUUCAUUGGCAGGGAACCCAAAGAAGAGCCUGCGCUCCGGGGGCGCAUUGGAACGUACAGGUCGUUAGAGGAAAAGUAACGACGCGCUGCUUAUGGCACGCUUGCAAAGCUCUCGGCAUCGGACUUUUGCUGAUGCUUUUGGGUGCCUGCAUGGCCACGAUCGGUUAUUACGCUGAUCAGCUCUCAAUGGCGCAAGAAAUUCGAGGCAACUUGACGGUCCGGGUGAAAAAUGAGUCUCGAGGCUUUCAUUUAAACAAUCUGAGCUACGCUGGACCGAUCGUAAUGGGAGUCGGAGGUUUCAUCGUCGUGGCGGCCUGCGUGAUGACAUUCGAGGCACGAGACAGCGCGGCGAAAGUGGUGCCGGCUCGUUUUCGUUUCAACCAGAACACGCCGUGCAAGAGCAACAAGCAGCGAAGUCGAAGGUCAACGUCGUGUCAAACAACGCGGUGGGACCACCAGCUGGGUCUGUUCCGCGUGCACAGAAGCCCGAGUCCGUCGACGCACGAGGUCUCGAGAAAGCAGUUAACGGCAGAGCUGAUGCAGUUCUCGAAGAACUUGGAGGAGAAGAACAACCCUCAGCCGAUAAAGAAGAGCCCGAGCGCCCCGAAUCUUGCGGUAAAAAACUCGCCGCGCAAGAAGCCCAGUCGGUACACGGGCUGCGCGCUGCUGAACGCCGAGCUACUCAAGCGGCACGCGAUGUCGGUCGAUAACGCGGCUUACAAUCCGCAGAUGAGCAAGGAGAGCCUCGAGUACAAGACAUCUGAGAGCCAGGUAUCGAUGGCGAUGGAUCUCCACAUGCCGAACAAGGGAGGCCCAGUUACUCUGAAGAUAAAAGACCGGUCGGACACUGCUCAGCGCCAUCAGCUGCUCAGACAAACGAGGAUCGACGACGACGACUUGCAGAUGGAGCUGCGCAAAGGGGCGGCCGGCGGGCACGCGGGGAAGUACCAGAGCUUCGCGAAGUACCCGGACGACUUUGUUUCUCGGAAGCGGAACUCCGUCGACCUCCGGGUGCUGGAGGAGCUUGAGUUCCGGCGAAGCCCGAAGGAUUUCAGGAAGAUCUCGUCACCGAAUUUCCUAAAAAUGUCGCUAGAUCGGGUCGGUGGCGAGGUGAGAAAGACCGAGAGAACUCCGGUUGGGUACAGAAAGGCAAGCUUGGACUGCCGGAAGUCUCCCGACAUACGGAAGAAGGACUAUCGGAAGUGCUCGAUGGAUAAGUGUACCGCCGAUCACUUGUCCAGCGGAACAUUGGAGGUGGAAUUUCGCCCGCGGUCCGACACCGGGGAAUUACCAUUCAGGCGUCAUCGGCAUGGUCGGCAGCUUUAUCACUCUAGGUCGGACGAUAACAGACGGAGGUCCUUCGACAAGCACAGGAGCGACUCGCAGUGCAGCAGGUUUUCUUUGAAUACCCAGAACCAACCUGCUCCAGACGUACUCGCCGCUUAUGAGCUGAAAUACUUUGCUACUAACGCCUCUUUCGACACGGACGGGAGUCGCGGUGACGUUUCGGACGACAGUCACACCGUAGAUAUUGAGGGAAAUGGACUUCCGGUUGAUGGACCGAACGAGACUGACGCUUUGCUAGAGGAACCGGAACUCGAAAAUUUGACCGAAGUGGACGUUGAAACUUCCGGUGAUGACAUUGAUGCCCCCGAUGAGGAAGGUGAUACUACCUUGGAUUCGAAAGCGGAUAAACAAGGAGACGGAAAUGCGUAGUUCCAGUUAGGAAACGAAACAUGAACGAUGCCGAGCUCACCAUCUGGAAUAAAUUUCUAUCGUCGCGGUGACUUGAGUAAAAAAAGGAAAUAAAAUCAUGACACAUCUACAAUUAUAUGAAUGCUGCAGAUAUUGAGAGAGGCUUUAGCAGUAAAGAUACGUCUAGAUUUAUAUUCUAGAUGUACAUUGUUUAACUCAAUUGAGACAAUCAAUUUUUUAAUCUAACGGGGAGCAUUUAAGUAAUUGCUGUUUUUAUAGUUAGGUGUUGAACGAUUUAAUGUAUAUAUAAAUAUGUGUAUACGGUAAUUUAAUGUUCCAUCGGAGGAGAAGGAACAAUAAAAUUGGUCGAUGCACAAGUUAUGCAUUUCUCAACGAUUACUGAUUCGAUGUUGUACACGUACGUUCGAUGAGUGAUACGAUUGUAGUAAAUACGUUGUCGUUGUCAACUUGUUAAAAGGUCAUUAAAAAUAAACAAUCAGUACGUUGUUGAGUUGGAAUUAUUUAGAACUUUCAAGCUUUUCUUAUUUUACUUGUCAC